Saitoella complicata NRRL Y-17804 is the source of this 2010-nucleotide messenger RNA. RefSeq names its product ARM repeat-containing protein. The coding region runs from base 1 to 2010 and encodes 669 amino acids. Gene Ontology annotation, biological process: ribosomal large subunit biogenesis; protein import into nucleus. The transcript has a single exon. NCBI's taxonomy places the organism in Eukaryota, Fungi, Ascomycota, Saitoellomycetes, Saitoellales, Saitoellaceae. The record is from RefSeq and is a predicted model, not a curated record.
AUGCCCAGGUCAAAGCCCAGACAGAAGAACAGGAAGAACAGGGUCAACCCUACCGGUCAGGCAACGGAUAAUGCGGAGAUGCAAGUUGCGAAGGCGAAGGUUUUGCCUGUGGUGAACAAACUCUCCUCGGCGGAUGCUGGAGAGCGGACAUGGUCGUGUGCUGCAAUCGCUACAUUGGUUACUUCAGAUGCGCAGACCAGGAAGUUGCUAUUGAAGGAGGGUGUUGUGUCGAGCUUGGUGGAUCGUUUGACCGACAAUUCCCAGGAAGUAGUCGUUGAGGCCUGCGGUGCCCUCCGGAAUAUUGCAUUGGAAGAAGGAUUCGAAGUCUGCCGUGAAAUGUGGGCCAAGAACAUCCUUACACCCCUCGGUGCUGCUGUUCCCAGUCUCAGCAGUGUGAUUAGCGACAUCAUCUUCAAAAAGCCUGUCACCACGGUGGAAGAUGAGAUCACCAGGAAGUUGGUCUGGACAUACGCAGAGAAUGUGGUAUCAUUAAUCUGGAGCUUGAGUGAGACUACGGAGGAUAUUUUGAAGACAAUCAACAAGAUGAGCCCGCUAGUCCCGUUUAUCAUGUUGAUCCUUCAACUCGAGGACGAAGCACCUGCCACGCUCCGCCUGGCUGCAGCGCAGUGUCUAUACACCCUUACUGAUGACAACGAGUUCGCCGUGCAGCAGCUUAUUGGAGAUAGCGCAUACGCCGACCUCCUCGUUUCCCUGGCACAAAAGCCUCAGCAAUCCCCGCCACUCACAUUCGCCUUGAUCUGCGGUAUCCUCCACAAUAUCGCAGACACCAUCGCAAAGAAGCCAACACUUACACUUAGGGACGACUUGACGCACGCCGACCAACAUAUUCUUCCUCAUCUCGUCAACUUCGUCAAUUCCAUCGACUUGACCGCGCUGGCGCAGUCAUACACGGUGGUUGGCGCAACGCAGCCAGCUGAGGGUGCGGAGAUCGAUAUUAAGGAGAACCCGCAGGCGGACAGAUUAUCUCAGCUUGACUCGCAAUUCGCUGCUUCUCAUUUGGCACUCGAGAUCAUCGCUGGUAUCGCCACUGCCGUGCAGGGUGUCUCGGAGGAGGACGGUAUCAUCUCGGGGCCGGCCGAUGAAGACGAGGAGGAAGAUGGUGAGGAGGAUGAAGAUGACGAGGUCAUGGACGAUGAACACGGCGAGCACAUCGGAGACGAAGACGACGCACUCCCCGAAGAGCUGAUGCAAGAAGACGACCGUGUGCCCGAUAUCAGCGAAUCAUCGCAGUCCAUCCUUGCAUGGCUCAUCACGAACGUCACAUCUAUCCUCGUCAGAUUGGCAACCCCAGCACCGACAAAUGACCACCCAGGCUGGCCGACGGAGCACUUGAAGACAGUCAACCUGAGAGCAAUCGAUGCGUUGAAUAACAUUGCAUGGACGUCAGAUUCGGUCAUCCCUCGUGAGGCGGAGUUGUGGGGUACGUGGCAGGAGCAGGCUGGUCACCUCUGGAAGGGCUGCUACACGACCCUUGUACCAGCUUUCAGCGCGGAUGAGAGAUUGUUGGAGGCGGUCGUAGGUUUCUCGUGGGGUAUUGCUAAGGGUGUCAAGGGUGCGGUGGAUGUGAGUGCCGGUGAGGUACAGACCCUCAUUCAGAUGUACAACAAGGUGGAGUCGGUGGAUUUGAAGGUGAAGGCCGUAGGUGUCCUUGGAUGCAUCGCACAGCAGCAGAACCAGAUUGCGCAGAACAAGGAGAUUGGGUCUUUCCUGAUUUCCCAGAUCGUUGCUCUGCCACACACUCCUACUCCUGUCGUCGUGGAGGCGUUGAACGUGAUCUACGAUGUGUACUCUGAUGCAGAGUUCGAUUAUGACGAGCCUGUAUUCGUGCAGUUGAACUUCGUUAGAGCUUUGGAGCGUGUGAGAAAUAAUGUCAAGGCAAUGGUGAAGGCUGUGGACAGGAGACGAAACGGUGAUCUGCGAAUGAGGGCUGAUGAAGCAUACGAGAACUUGGUUGCGUUCGUUGAGUACAAGAAGAGCGAGAGGGAUUAG